Molecule: messenger RNA, 1854 nt
Organism: Scomber japonicus (chub mackerel)
Lineage: Eukaryota; Metazoa; Chordata; Actinopteri; Scombriformes; Scombridae
Gene: gask1a
Product: golgi associated kinase 1A
Exons: 5
Coding region: 1-1854 (617 amino acids)
Cellular component (GO): Golgi apparatus
Source: RefSeq, a predicted model, not a curated record
AUGACGAUUACUCUCCCCAUCCCGUCGUCGCCCUCCGACAUCGACCGGCGUUCGUCCAGGGCGCUGAGCUCAGCAAGGGGGUUCAGAUCCGUGCCCAGGUUCAUGGAGCCCCCUCCGGCUGUUGCCUACCAGGAGCCACUUUCUCUGAUCCUCCCUAACAUCCACAGCGGAGCCUGGAAAACCAGCAAUAGAAAGGAGACAUAUAAACAUUCACAUAAACCUUUUGGGAAUGCUGUUGGUGAUGGCACAAACAGCAUCAAAGAGAGAGGUCAUGAAGACUUUCGAAAGAAUAAACACAAAAGCAAAGGCAUUGCUUCCAAAAGAAAAGAGAUGACAGGCGCCAUCCAGCAUCCAACCAGUCAUCACCUUUCAGACUUUACAGUCAACACAGGGUCAAAGCAUAGAAUUAUGCCCAGCAACCACAGCGCUGUGGUAAAGCACGCUGCAGAAAUUCAUCUCGAAAGGAGAAAAACCACAGCGGAACAUAGUCCUUCUCCAGCAGAUAGACCAGUAAUUGAUACAAGAGCUGCAGACAGACAGGCAGGCAGAUGGAAGAAUAGAAACGCAGACAUACAAAUACAUGGCAGCCAUACAAGCGCAAAGCUAACUGAACUUCACCAGGCUUUGGAAAAACACAGACAGGCAACAAAGCACCCUGGGAAUUCUGACAAAAUCAGUAAGGAGCAGCAGGCGGUGAAAAAGCCCUCCAGGGAUUUCAAAAAACACCAUAAUCUCUCAAAGGAUUCCUCUGAAGCGAAGAGGAAUCCCGGCUCGUCGGACCGUAGAAUGGCUUUGUCCAAACCAGAGGCAGAUGUAAAGAAAGAUGACAGCAGCUGGUGUCGGAGCUUUACGGAGCAGGACUUUCCAGAUAGCGACCACAGGAGGAUCAGGAUUAGUCCUCGUCUUCGGCCUGUCCCCUGGCUCAGCGACGAUGACAUCCAGAAGAUGGAGCUUCUCGCUGGGGGUGAGGUGGUCAGUAAGGCCAGGGUGCCUGCACAUGGACAGGUGCUCCAAGUAGCACUGGACCCACCUCAUGGGCCUAUGCAUAGUGACCGCUGCCACCAGGGCCAAUGCUCCCUAAUCAAACGCACCGAUGACUGGUUUGAGGUGUUUGCCUUCCACCUGGACAGGGUGCUGGGACUCAACAGAAGUCUCCCUGCUGUGCUAAGGACUUUCCAAAGUGAGAUUCUACCCUAUCGGUACACCAGCGGCACCCCCAGACCUGUAGUGUGGUGGGACCCAGAUAUUCAGCACUUAGCUGAUAGCGACAAUGACCAGAACUCAGUACCUCUAAGCUGGGUUCAGUACCAGAAGCUGCUGCAGCUGCACUGUGGGAGUGAAGCAGACCUGAGGUCAGCACCCUGUGUGGGAGUCCACCACUCAGAGUGGGGGAGACUGGCUCUCUUUGAUUUCUUAUUACAGGUCAACGACCGGCUGGACAGGUACUGCUGUGGUUUCACACCUGAUCCAGAAGAACCCUGUGUGGAGAACCUGCUGCAGGCCAAAUGUAGCAAUACCAGGAACCUGCUACUGGUUCACAUCUUGGUGAGGAAGGCAGAUCCCUCCAGACUGGUGUUCAUAGACAACGCCGGUAGACCACAGCAGUCCGCCGACAACCUCAACUUCAGGCUGGUGGAGGGCAUUGAUGAAUUUCCAGAGAAAGCAGUGUCUGUGCUCCAGUCAGGCUGUCUGGAGAGUCUUCUCCUACGCUCCUUUUACCUAGACAAGGAAUUCUGGGAGAGCCAAGGCGGGGGCAGCGGUCUCAGGCCUCUCAUCCGUGCCGUGGAGCAGAGAGGAAAGAUUCUCCUGCGGCACAUCGGGGACAAGAAGCUGCGGCUCAAGCGGGACCUGUGA